AUGAAUGGAAAAUUUCCUAUGAUGAUUGUUGAGAACAAAAUCUUUAAGCAAGACUGGAGAUCUAGGAAACGGAUUCACAUUUUUCAGUAUCUUUUUCUCAAAUGGACAAUUGCCCUUCUAAUUGGAAUAAGCACUGGUCUUGUUGGUUUCUUGAAUAACCUGGCAGUCGAGAAUAUUGCUGGUUACAAGCUUUUCCUCACUGGCAAUCUGAUGCUUAAGGAUAAGUAUUAUCAGGCAUUUGCAGCAUUUGCCGGACUGAAUAUGAUUCUUGCUUUUGUGCUGCGGCACUGUGCGCAUUCAUUGCCCCUGCGGCCGCUGGGUCUGGCAUACCUGAGGUGA
This is a messenger RNA of Fraxinus pennsylvanica, 339 nucleotides long. The record is from the annotation of a GenBank genome assembly. NCBI's taxonomy places the organism in Eukaryota, Viridiplantae, Streptophyta, Magnoliopsida, Lamiales, Oleaceae.